AUGGUCUGGCUGGGGCCCCCUUUGCUGCUCCCCAUCGUCUUCCUGGCUUCUCAUGUUGGUGCGGCAGUGGACCUGACGCUGCUGGCCGACCUGCGCCGCUGGGAGCCGCACCGGUUCUACCUGACCUGCGUGUCCGGGGAGGUGGGCGCCGGCAGGGGCGCGGAUGCCUGGGGCCAGGCCCUGCUGCUGGAGAAGGACGACCGCAUCGUGCGCACGCCGCGGCCCCGGCCCCCGCCGCAGCUGGCCCGCAACGGCUCGCAGCGCAUCACGCUGCACGGCUUCUCCAAGCCCUCCGACCUGGUGGGCGUCUUCUCCUGCGUGGGCGGCUCGGGGGCCCGGCGCACCAGCGUCCUCUACGUGCACAACAGCCCUGGGGCCCAGCUGCUCCCUGACAAAGUCACACACACGGUGAACAGAGGGGACACGGCUGUGCUUUCUGCGCGUGUGCUCAAGGAGAAGCAGACAGACGUGAUCUGGAAGAGCAACGGAUCCUACUACUAUACCCUGGACUGGCACGAGGCCCAGGAUGGGCGGUUCCUACUGCAGCUCCCAAAUGCACAGCCACCAAUGAGCGGCAUCUACAGUGCCACCUACCUGGAAGCCAGCCCCCUGGGCAGUGCCUUCUUCCGGCUCAUCGUGCGGGGCUGUGGGCCGGGGCGCUGGGGACCAGACUGUACCAAGGAAUGCCCAGGCUGCCUGCAUGGAGGUGUCUGCCAUGACCAGGAUGGCGAGUGUGUAUGCCCCCCUGGAUUCACUGGCACCCGCUGCGAGAAGGCCUGCAGAGAGGGCCGUUUUGGGCAGAGCUGCCAGGAGCAGUGCCCCAGUCCAUCAGGCUGCCGGGGCCUUACCUUCUGCCUCCCAGACCCCUACGGCUGUUCUUGUGGAUCUGGCUGGAGAGGAAGCCAGUGCCAGGAAGCCUGUGCCCCUGGUCAUUUCGGGGCUGACUGCAGCCUCCAGUGCCAGUGUCAGAAUGGCGGCACCUGUGACCGCUUCAGCGGCUGUGUCUGCCCCUCCGGAUGGCAUGGAGUGCACUGUGAGAAGUCAGACCGGAUCCCCCAGAUCCUAGAUGUGGCCUCAGAACUAGAGUUCAACUUUGGGACGAUGCCCCGUAUCAACUGUGCAGCUGCUGGCAACCCCUUCCCAGUACCAGGCAACAUGGAGCUCCGCAAGCCAGACGGCACCGUCCUCCUGUCUACCAAGGCCAUUGUGGAGCCAGAUAGGACUACAGCCGAAUUUGAGGUGCCGAGUUUGGCUCUUGGGGACAGUGGACUCUGGGAAUGCCGCGUGUCCACGUCUGGUGGUCAAGACAGCCGGCGCUUCAAGGUCAACGUCAAAGUACCCCCGGUGCCCCUGACCGCUCCUGGGCUCCUGGCCAAGCAGAGCCGCCAGCUUGUGGUGUCCCCACUGGUCUCCUAUUCUGGGGACGGACCCAUUACCUCUGUCCGCCUGCACUACCGGCCCCAGGACAGCACCAGGGCCUGGUCCUCCAUUGUGGUGGACCCCAGUGAGAAUGUAACCAUAAUGAACCUGAGGCCGAAGACAGGAUACAAUGUCCGUGUGCAGCUGAGCCGACCAGGGGAAGGCGGGGAGGGAGCCUGGGGGCCUCCCACCCUCAUGACCACAGACUGUCCUGAGCCCUCGUUGCAGCCAUGGCUGGAGGGCUGGCAUGUGGAGGGCCCUGACCGGUUGCGAGUGAGCUGGUCCUUACCCUCGGUGCCUGGGCCGCUGGUGGGCGAUGGUUUCCUGCUGCGCCUGUGGGACGGGGCACGGAGACAGGAGCGGCGGGAGAACGUCUCAUCCCCCCAGGCCCGCACCACUCUGCUGACGGGACUCACGCCUGGCACCCACUACCAGCUGGAUGUGCGGCUCUACCACUGCACCCUCCUGGGCCCUGCCUCGCCCCCCGCACGCGUGCUUCUGCCCCUCAGCGGACCCCCAGCGCCCCGACAUCUCCAUGCUCAAGCCCUUUCGGACUCUGAGAUCCAGCUCACGUGGCAGCGCCCAGAGGCUCCGGCUGGGCCGAUAUCAAAGUACAUCGUGGAGGUUCAGGUGGCUGGAGGCUCCGGAGACCCGCUGUGGAUGGAUGUGGACAGGCCCGAGGAGACAAGCACCAUCGUUCGGGGCCUCAAUGCCAGCACACGCUACCUCUUCCGUGUGCGGGCCAGUGUCCAGGGUCCCGGUGACUGGAGCAAGAUGGUAGAAGAGUCUACCCUGGGCAACGGGCUGCAGAGCCAGGGCCCAGUCCAAGAGAUCCGGGCAGCGAAAGAGGGCCUAGAUCAACAGCUGAUCCUGGCUGUGGUGGGCUCCAUGUCUGCCACGUGCCUCACCAUCCUGGCUGCCCUCCUAACCCUGGUGUGCAUCCGCAGAAGCUGCCUGCAGCGCAGACGCACCUUCACAUACCAGUCAGGAUCGGGUGAGGAGACCAUCCUGCAGUUCAGCUCAGGCACGUUGACGCUCACCCGGCGACCAAAACCACAGCCUGAGCCGCUGAAUUAUCCGGUGCUGGAGUGGGAGGACAUCACCUUUGAGGACCUCAUCGGGGAGGGGAACUUUGGCCAGGUCAUCCGGGCCAUGAUCAAGAAGGACGGGCUCAAGAUGAACGCAGCGAUCAAGAUGCUGAAAGAAUACGCCUCUGAAAAUGACCAUCGUGACUUUGCGGGAGAACUGGAAGUUCUGUGCAAAUUGGGGCAUCACCCCAAUAUCAUCAACCUCUUAGGAGCCUGUGAGAACCGAGGUUACUUGUAUAUUGCUAUCGAAUAUGCCCCCUAUGGAAACUUGCUAGAUUUUCUGCGGAAAAGCCGGGUCCUGGAAACAGACCCAGUUUUUGCCCGAGAACAUGGAACAGCCUCCACCCUCAGCUCCCGGCAGCUGCUACGUUUUGCCAGUGAUGCUGCCAAUGGCAUGCAGUACCUGAGUGAGAAGCAGUUCAUCCACAGGGACCUGGCUGCCCGAAAUGUGCUGGUUGGAGAGAACCUAGCCUCCAAGAUUGCCGACUUCGGCCUUUCUCGGGGGGAGGAGGUCUAUGUGAAGAAGACAAUGGGGCGGCUCCCUGUGCGCUGGAUGGCCAUUGAGUCCCUGAACUACAGUGUCUAUACCACCAAGAGUGAUGUCUGGUCCUUCGGGGUCCUCCUCUGGGAGAUCGUGAGCCUUGGAGGCACACCCUACUGUGGCAUGACCUGUGCUGAGCUCUAUGAGAAGCUGCCUCAGGGCUACCGCAUGGAGCAGCCUCGGAACUGUGAUGAUGAAGUGUACGAACUGAUGCGUCAGUGCUGGCGAGACCGCCCAUACGAGCGACCCCCCUUUGCCCAGAUUGCGCUGCAGCUGGGCCGAAUGCUGGAAGCCAGGAAGGCUUACGUGAACAUGUCGCUGUUUGAGAAUUUCACUUACGCGGGCAUCGACGCUACAGCUGAGGAGGCCUGA
Molecule: messenger RNA, 3420 nt
Organism: Pipistrellus nathusii (Nathusius's pipistrelle)
Lineage: Eukaryota; Metazoa; Chordata; Mammalia; Chiroptera; Vespertilionidae
Source: the annotation of a GenBank genome assembly